AUGGCACCUUCUGAGCUUAUAUCGGACCUGGAUUCUCAAUAUCACACUAUUCGCCGGAUCGGUCCAUCCACCUGCCAGGGAUUCAGUAGGACUUCUGGCGAGCGAGUUGCUAUUAAGCUCGAGGCUACCGAUCAUAAAACCCCUCGACUGUUACAUGAGACCAAUGUUUUCAAAAAACUAGCUGGCAACGUGGGAGUCCCAAUUCUCCAUUACUCGGGUACUAUCGGACUUUAUCACUUUGCUAUUUUUGAUCCCCAAGGGCCUACCUUGGAAGAGCUGUUCGAGUCUUGCUCUCGCAAAUUUCGCUUAAAGACUGUCAUCCUUAUCGCCGAUCAACUCAUUUCUCGUAUUGAGGAGGUCCACGCUCAAUCCUGGAUCCUCGGCCAGAUUGAGGCCAGCAGCUUUGCUAUAGGCGAACGGGAGCUUUGUAGUUGGAUUCGUAUCAUCAAGCUUCGUGAUGCUCAACCCCUCAAGAGCUCGACUAGCACUGCUUGUACUACGAAACUUCAAGGCACUUUGAAUACUGCACCAUUGUACAAGGAUUUGGAGCGUCUCGGAUAUACUCUACUUUACUUUCUUCGUGGCUACGCUCCUCGGCAGAACCAGCAAAAUAUCGGAGAGCUGUGUCGAGACCUUCCGAGAGAAUUUCUCACCUACUUCUAUUAUGUCAGGAGCCCUCGGCUUGGUAGCAAGCCGAACUACCUUUACCUCAAAGAGGUCUUUAAUGGUCUUUUCCGCCGCAAGCGCUUUGAGGACCGCUUCGUUUUCGACUGGACUAUACGCAAAUACUUUCCUCUUCAAACCAAUACCGCGUCUCCGGAAUUUAUUCGUGACGAAGCAAAGCUUAGGUAUAAAGACCUGUUAGCAGCUGAGGAGGUGUGCAAAAAGGAGCAAGCAAGUGUCGGCCAGAUCCAACUGAUUCUUAAAUCGUCUCGCGCGCUAGUUAUGCGGUUUUAUCGAUACUUGGAAGCAACUCAACACCCUGCUGCGAGCGAAUCUUUACGUAAUUCAGCAUCGGAACUAGACGUCCCUACCAGGUUGUGGAACUAUGGCAUCUCGAGACCUUUCCACCUACUCAUUCUCCAACUGCUCACACAUCGUUCUCCCGAGUCACUUCCUACUCUCGAGGGGACAUGGGCGGGGUACCUUUCCACUCUUGCGCGCUACCGAAUGUCUAUCGAGGACGCUGGUAAUAUAGAUGGAGAGAUCUGGAGAAAGGAAAGUGUCUACUGGGCAUCUCUGCGCGAUGAUAGCACUAGAAGGCUUGAGCUGGAUACUAUAUUGAAACGCUGGAUUAGUUCAAAGCCGAGUACUGAAGAUUGA
Molecule: messenger RNA, 1323 nt
Organism: Venustampulla echinocandica
Lineage: Eukaryota; Fungi; Ascomycota; Leotiomycetes; Helotiales; Pleuroascaceae
Exons: 3
Coding region: 1-1323 (440 amino acids)
Biological process (GO): peptidyl-serine phosphorylation; endocytosis; signal transduction
Cellular component (GO): cytoplasm; nucleus
Molecular function (GO): protein serine/threonine kinase activity
Source: RefSeq, a predicted model, not a curated record